AGAUAAACGCCUAUUCUGAGUCUCCUGCAGAGGAGAUAGAAUCAAGGAUUUCAUUUGGGACAACAAAGAUAGGACUCAACAACAUCCUUAAUAUCUAGGACGCUCAACAAACCAACAACUCUGGGUACCCUUGGAGGCGGCAGAGUCCCACCAACUGGAGGCAGCACUACUAGAAGUCGGAGGCGGCAAAAAGCGUGGGGGCAGCUAAACAAAAUGGAGGUGAAAUGAAGUGCUGGCCUCUACGGCUGCUGGCUUUGCUUCUGGCGGUGGGGGGCGGCGGAACCGGAAGUAGCGGCACCGGAAGUAGUUUUGCCGGAACCGGAAGUGGCGGACUCGGAACCGGAAGUAGUAGUUUUGCGGGAACCGGAAGCGGUGGAACCGGAAGUGGAGCAACCGGAAGUGAGUGCCCCGCUGGUCUAGGAGCAGCAUGUCCGUGCUACAGUUUCGAGGAUGGCAUUUUUGUCGAGUGCCCAUCGCCGACCAAAGCUGUGUUGCACCGUCUGUUGAACGCAUUGCACGAUACGCCUGUACAGUCGCUGAACAUCUACGAUUUGGAUCGUGCACUAACACUGCUCACAAACGACCUGUUUCCGCCUGGCGAUAUCAUCAUCAAGCAUCUACAGAUCAAGCACACCGGCCUCCAAUCCGUCGAGGAAGACGCACUAUCGGCCGUGAAAGCCCACCUGGAGUCCCUAAGCAUCGUCUCAAGCCGCCUGGACCAAAUCCCCCAGAAAGCCCUGGCGGGGCUCACAGGACUCCGCUCAGUUGACUUAGAAGCCAACGAAAUCGCCAACCUACCCAGCUACAGCUUCUACGGCCUUCUCCUAACAAAACUCAACAUGAAAGGCAACGUUCUCCACGGUAUCUCCGAGUAUGCUUUUGCCGGACUUGAACAGACGUUAACGGAGUUAGAUUUGUCGGAGAAUAAGUUGGCUUUCUUCAACAUGGCGUCGUUUCGUAGGUUGGAGAACCUCAGAUCGUUGAGGUUAGCCUGGAACGAGAUCAGUUCAAUACCAGACGACAACUACUCCAAACUCAACAGUCUUUACUUCUUAGAUUUGAGCUCAAAUAACUUUGAAAACCUCCCCAGUGACGCGUUUCGUCCUCUCCCCCAUCUGAAGACUCUCUCCCUGUAUUAUAACUCUUUGGAAACUGUACAUAAAGACGCGUUAAAAUCGUUGACACAACUGGAGACACUGGACUUCAGCCACAACAAAAUUGUGUUCCUGGACGCGGGAACCUUCCGGACCAAUCACCAGCUCCGUACUAUCGAUCUAAGCCACAACCAUGUUCAUUACAUCGGCGGGGUGUUUAGGGACCUCCCCCAACUGCGUGAACUAUUUUUAUCUGAGAACAACAUCCUAGAAAUCCCUUCCGAUGCCUUCACGGACUCCCCUCUACUCACAGUCAUCUACCUCCAACAGAACGCUGUGCGAAGAAUCGACGAAAACGCAUUCUACACACUGAAAGGACUCACCCAGCUGUAUCUGAGUGAAAACUUCAUAGAAUAUGUGCCAAAAUCGUUGUUUAACCACAGCACAAAACUGUCAUCCCUUAGUUUAGACGGGAACUGGAUUGAGAGUCUAGAAUCGGGCACUUUCCAAGGUUUGACCGAGUUGAAAGAACUGAGACUGCAGAGUAACCGGAUAAAAAGGAUUGAUCGUGGAGUUUUCCAAGCUUUACCGGCGUUACUAGAGUUACAUCUACAGAGCAACCUGAUUUCUGUAGUGGAAUCUGGAGCGUUCUAUAGUCUCGACAGUCUCCAACAUGUGGACCUACAAGGGAAUCUGUUAUCCGAGCUGGGAGAAGUGUUCCUACAUGAAGCACCCUCCUUAGUUUCCCUACAACUAGCUUCCAACAGUUUAUCGAAACUACACAACGACUCCCUGAAAGGACAAUCCAGUUUACAGAUAAUCUGGUUAGGACACAACCGGUUGACGAAACUGGAAAAAGCGUUGUUUUCAGAUCUGCUACUUGUUCACAGAGUUUACAUCAACAACAACUCAAUAUCUCAAAUCGAGGAUGGCACGUUUGAACCCAUGCAAGCGUUAACGUUUUUGGAUUUGAGUAUAAACAAGUUGAAGUAUAUCUCGUCGAAAACGUUUUCCGAUCUACAUGAAUUGGAAGAGUUGUAUCUUUCGGCAAACGGGAUAAGACAUAUUGAACCAAAAGCGUUGAUGUCGUUGAAAAAGUUGCGUAUUUUAGAUUUGUCUGAUAAUGAUAUUGUGGUGUUACAUGAUCAGAUGUUCCAAGAGGGUCUACCAAUCCGGUUUUUGAAUCUCAAAAAUUGCUCAAUAGCCAAAGUCGACAAGGGAGCGUUCAAAGGUUUGAACAAUCUCAACGAACUCAACCUAGAAUCUAAUAAGUUGGUUGCGUCAUCACUAGUGCAUCUAAACAUACCAGGACUAAGAGUGUUUAAAGUAGGUGGCAACAAUCUGUCAAAUAUCAACGAGAACACGUUGAAAGGUUUGCCUUCGUUGCAACAGGCGUAUUUGGACGGUAACUACAUUAGACGGUUGCCUGAGAGAACGUUCUACAGUAACAGAGAUCUGUACAAAGUGUCGUUGUCACAGAAUUUCCUCAGAGAAAUCGCAGGGAAUACUUUGACAGGGUUGAAACAGUUGAGGGAGGUCAGGUUGAAUGGGAACUCGUUCCAAACCAUCCCCUACACUGCGCUAUCUAGAACCCCGCAUCUUGAAGUUGUAGUGUUAUCUGAGAACUCUAUAGGAUCAGUGGAUAUGUCAAAACUAACCGUGGUUAAACUGAGGGAGUUGGAUCUACAUAAGAAUAGUGUCUCCUCAUUGUCAGGGUUCGCCUCAUCUAAACUACCCCACCUCACAGAUGUUGACCUGAGUGAAAACUCCCUCACGGCUCUACCUGCCAACUUUUUCCACUCAGCAAGUUCCUUGAGGAGAUUAGAUCUCGCUGAAAACCGGUUCAGGCAGAUCCCGAUCACAGCGCUAUCUGAACAGAACCUCCCCGAACUAGACUGGUUAAACUUAACGGGCAACCCUCUAACCCAGAUCCACGAUUUAGCAACGGUUAAACUGUACCCUUCCUUACAGGAGCUACAUAUCUGUGGAACAAACCUGACAAUUGUGACAAGCAAAGACUUUGAGGCUUUCCCGAAACUCCUCCAUCUUUUCCUAUCCCAAAACCGGAUAUCCAGGGUGUCCCCCGGGGCUUUCAAAAACCUCCCCGAACUACUCACCCUAGAUUUAGGGGUCAACGAGUUGGAACUUCUACCCCAAGAACGUCUCCAAGGGUUGGCUCACCUGAGACUAUUGAACCUUACUAAAAACCGAUUAAAAGAGCUAGAAGAUUUUCCAAUAGAUAUCAAAGGACUACAAGUUUUAGAUUUGUCGUUCAACCAAGUGAGCAAUAUUGGAAAAAGUACGUUCAAGAACUUGAAUAACUUAGCUGAGUUACAUUUGUAUGGAAACUGGAUUUCGUCAGUGGCCAGUGAUAGUUUCAAGGCACUGAAAAAGUUGAGAAUCCUGGAUCUGAGCCGGAACUAUUUGGAGAAUCUUCCACUAAAUGCGUUCCGGCCUUUGGAGACGCAGAUAAGGAGUCUCAGAACCGAAGAAAACCCCCUACACUGCGGCUGCGAGCAACAGGAGGCCUGGGAAUGGUUGCGGGACCACCAGAAACUAGUGGGUUUAGUCGGUCUAAGAUGUGAGCAACCACCAGAACUGAGAGGGUUGCUGUUCUUGGACCUGGAGCCACUGAGACUGUGCUCUGCGCCCCUGGUGUUGCACCUAGCCAUUCAGGACAUCCAGCCGUUCAGUGUGUUGGUGUCCUGGCAGAGCAGGAACCACACUGGUCUCCAUGGGUACAGAGUGGCUUAUCAUGCUGUUGGACAAAAUCAGGCUGUCCGAGGCAAAAUGCUAGACCGGGGAGCGAGGUCUGUCAAGUUGGUACGACUGAGCCCGGCCACCCGUUACCUCAUCUGUGUGCUGGGUCUCGGCUCGUGGGCCGAUCGCAUGCAACACGUCGACACGCAUGCGCACAACCACACACACGACACUCAUCAGCUGACGGCACUGGCUGACUCGCAGACUAGCCGAUGCACUGAGGUGAGUCAAGUUGGCGGACCUAAAUGGAAGCUGUAG
Messenger RNA from Nilaparvata lugens (brown planthopper), 4112 nucleotides. Its product is annotated as protein artichoke. The record is from RefSeq and is a predicted model, not a curated record. Gene Ontology annotation, molecular function: protein binding. Lineage: Eukaryota; Metazoa; Arthropoda; Insecta; Hemiptera; Delphacidae. Bases 225 to 4112 code for a protein of 1295 amino acids. Gene Ontology annotation, cellular component: extracellular matrix. The transcript is spliced from 6 exons.